This is a messenger RNA of Coregonus sp. 'balchen', 9574 nucleotides long. NCBI's taxonomy places the organism in Eukaryota, Metazoa, Chordata, Actinopteri, Salmoniformes, Salmonidae. The record is from the annotation of a GenBank genome assembly.
CACCAGACAGAGCAUUGCCAAGGGCGUAGCAGCAAGAUACAAGGAGCCAUUUUCUGACAGGCCUCGAAGUCAAACAUGGCUAUGAUAUGACUGCACCGUAACAGAGGGGUUGUCCAAGCCAACUGUCUUUCAAAGGAUUUUGUAUUUCAUUUAUAUUCAGAAGAAGAGAGGGGAACAAUGAGUUUUGACCGUGUGCCAUCCAAGUCAGUGGUAAUGGGCUGGAAUCCACUCCAAUUGGCAGACUACAUGAAGAAGGUAAGUCGUUUUCAGGUUAGAUUAUUGCACCUUUUGUUGACAGUUCGCAACCUGUAAAUUUUUUCCUUAGUUCUCUGUCUUACAAAAUCAUAUUCAAAACUGCUUCUCAGUAUCCAUAUUAAUUCAUUUGUUUUAUGCAUUUACAGUUGGAUUUAAGUGGCUGCGAUAAAGUAAUUGUGAAAUGUAACAUAAAUGGACAAAGGUUCUUGGUAAGUGAUAUGAAGCAAAUGUGUGUCCCCUUUCCCAUGUGUUCCUUGUAUAAUUAUUCAUCUUUGAUCAGGGAUUAGAUAUUUAAACAAUGCUUUGACUGUCAUGUAAUGUAUCACUUGAUGGAAAUACUUAAUCUAUCAUUUUGUAGAACAUGACUGAAAAUGACCAUCAGAAAUUCCCCAAAAUCCAUGCACCGUGAGUAUUCAUUACUUUCUCUUUCAUUAUGUUAAGAAAACUGAACAUUUCAACAAUUACAUUAAACUAUUUUUACAUGCUCACACUGAAAACCAACAUAGGCACCCAAGUAGACUAAAGCACCCUGAAAAAGUACUCCACUUUUGGGUGGACCAUUGUGAGGCAAAAUGAAGACCACUCAGCCUUUUAUGCCCCUGAACAAUGAAUACGUUGGGAAGUAUGAUAAUUGCACAGGGAGAGGAAACUAUUCAACAGCGAUAAAAUGGAGCUACAUUAGUGUUUUAGGGCAGGAAACAGAGUAAACAGAUAGACAGAGAGACCAAGAAGGACCUGAGAGAAAGGGAGGAGUGUGGUAGGGUGCCUUAUUUGGUCCUCUGUAGCUCAAUUGGUAGAGCAUGGCGCUUGUAACGCCAGGGUAGUGGGUUCCAUCCCUGGGAUCACUCAUAUGUAAAAAUUUAUGCACACAUGACUGUGGCAUAUUAUUAUUAUUAUUAUUAUUUUAGAGAAGAACAUGUGGAGAACAGACUGAAAUUGAAACUUCGAUAUACUUCAGAUACCACAUCCUGUCACAGUGGCAGACUCAAAUAGAACUCACCAAUCACUGCUCACAAUAUUGAACAUAUGACACAUGCUCAGAACAUGACUAUAAGGCAGUUAUUGACUGUGUCGAUACACGACUGUGUGACAAAAGAUGGAAACACUGUUUGUCCCAAAAUAUGGUAGCGGUAUUGACUGCCACAAUGUUGUAUGCUCAUUCUGCAGACUCAUCUCCAAAAUCUGCUGUGAAAUCAACCGGAAAGAAGAAAAAAGGAGAUUCUUUACUAAAAGGUGUGCACCUAUUGCCAUUCUUAGCUAUUCAACUUUAGUAGUUUAAUUCAAAGCGAUAUCCAAGCACAAUCUUGCUCUCCUCUGUAUUUUCUCCAGAUCUGCAGCACCAAAAUACGAACCAGGUAUGGAUGAUUUCACAUUUUUACUGACAGACCUGACCUUAGAUCAAGUUAUUAUGAUCGACAGAGAAGCAAUUGGACCAUGAUAAAUGGCUGAUUUUACCAUUGUACUGCUACCUACUACAGAUACGCCGCAAGAGGAUCAGCCCUGGGGACCGGAUGAAUUUGUAAGUCUGUAUUUGGCUAUGUCACUCUACUGCAUUCUAUUCCUCCCUGUUUUAUUCCAUUGAAGUGUUCCUCCCUAGAUUAUUUAUCUCUUCAUCAGUAUUUAACUUGGUUGUCUGUCUCUCCCAGGAUGAGGGGAGUGACGAAGACUAUGAGAAUCCAGAUGCUGUGGAAGAUGACAGCAGUGGGGGAGAUUAUGAGUCACCAACAGAGGAUGUUGGACGUGAGGACAGUGACAACGGCUAUGAGUCACCUCCGUCUGAGGCGCCUGAAGAGUUUCCCCAUCAGCUCCGUGCUGCCAAGCCCAUGGCUGACGGUGAAUACAUUGGUACGGAGACAUCAAUACAACAUUGCCGUGCUCAACUCCUCUCACAAACGAUAUAUGUUGUGAUUUUCAAUGAAUGUAUGUGUUUCUGUAUGUGCUUCUUUAUGUAUCUGUCUCUGUGUUUAGAUAGUAAACCGCACCACAGUACAGCUAGAAGCCAGCCUCCUCCAACAACUCAACGCCCUGGGGCUGGACCUCCCCUCCCCUUUGCCAGUCACCCUAGUGUGAGUAUAUUCCCUCUGACUAUACCCCCUUUCCACUCUCUCCCUCCCUCCUUCCAAUCAGUCAUUCAACAUUACAUUUCACUCUGAUAUGAGGUUUUUAUAGUGUUAUGAUGUCAUGUCAUAGUAUCGUGGGGACCAGGUUAGAGUUACUAGAUAAUUGGCUUGGUGCCAUGGAGUCUACAUUCUGUUAUGUCAAAGGAGUUUACUGAUGUUUAUGAUAGCAUGAUUGAUGGACAGGAUAUACUGACUUGGGGUAAAGAGUAAUAACAUCAAAGAAUGGGAGUGCCCAUGAUGAUUACCAGAUGUUCGUGGAGAGACUUGUAACAGAGUGUAUAUAUGGAGAGAGUGGAUCUUUGUUCUGGAGUUAGGGAAUUUGGUAAAGGCAAAGCUCUGUCCUUCUGUUAUAACUAACCAUGUUACAAUAUUAAAUCUUAUAUGAACUCCCCAUCAAAAGUGUCUAAGUACAUCCUUACAUUCGUAAUCACUUGAUACCCUAGAAACUCAUCAUAACACACUCCUUGUAUCUGCAGCUACUGCACCCUCCCCCAUCCAGAAGAGAGCAAUCUCCCCAGCCCCCAGGCAGAAUACCUGGCAAGUGUAAGUGUACAAUCUAGAAUGUUAGUAUCUAACUAUAAAUAUAGCAUUUGAACACUUUUUAGUCCCUUGUAUUGAUUUGUAUCCUGUCUUUUCAUAUUGUUUUUUUAAAAGUGCCUGCUCCUUCUUCAAGUGCUCCCCCUGCUCCACCAGUUGACCGCAGAAGAAAGCCCACCAAACUGGAUCGCACAAGACUUGAUGAAUCUCCAAUACCAGGUACUCUCACACCACAGGAGGCUGCUGAGGGGAAAACGGCUCAUAAUAAUGGCCGGAACGGCGCCAAUGGAAUGGCAUCAAACACCUGGAAACCAUGUGUUUGAUGUAUUUAAUACCAUUCCACUGAUUCCGCUCCAGUUAUUACCACGAGCCCGUUCUCCCCAAUUAAGGUGCCACCAACCUCCUGUGUCUCACACCAAUCCAAACCCAGCAAGCAAACGUUUACUACAGAAGUUGUCUGUUCCUACACCUGCCUCUCCCACAGAUACAUGUCAUGUAACUGUUCCUCUUCCAUAAGUACAUUUCAAUGGAAACCGCCUGGCGUGUUAAUAUGGAGAGGAUGCUUUCUAUUUAUGUUAGAUUUACAUACUCAAUCACAUUUAAAGGAUUUAUCAUCACCAUAAAGCAAUGAUGUAAUGUUUUUUUUUUAUGCCCUCGUGCUGACCUGAUGCUCUGUUUGUCCACACAGCAACGCAGUUAAACACAACUAAUAGGGUGAGAAUUCACUUUGGUUAUGUUUUGAUUAGUCCUAUACAGUGUCCAAACAACGUUAUUAUCAUCCCUACAUCAUCGCAAAAAUGUCACGUGAACAAACAUAUGCAGAUAAAACCUUUUAUGUUCUUGCUGAAGUUAUAGUUGGCCUAUAUAACUGUAUAACUAAUAGCUAUAAGCAUGUCUACAUAUGAGUGUUUAAAGGCCAUCCCAGACUCUUUGCUAAUUGUUUGAAAUAUCAAGAUUUCACAAUGAAAUGUAUGACGUUUUUGUUUUCUCUCUCUCACGUAGCCUGCUCCACAUUCAUGGAGGUAAAGAAUACUUAUUUUGGUUCUAUACUGCUUUCCAAUCAUAUGAGUUCUCGCAAUUCAAUUUCAUAAUGUCAUUGACAAUGCACCUCCUUCCCUGUUUGAAUGGUGAGUAUAUUGAAUCAUGAGUAUAUUCACAACCCUUGACUUUUUCAGAAAUGUGUUGUGUUACAAAGUGGGAUUAAAAUUGAUUUAAUUGUCACCACCUUGCUUGAAAAUAUGAAGAGUGGUACUAAGUGAUGUGUUGUGUUGGAUUUUCCCCAAACAUAACGCUUUGUAUUCAGGACAUAAAGUUAAUUUCUUUGCCACAUUUUUUGCAGUUUUACUUUAGUGCCUUAUUGCAAACAGGAUGCAUCUUUUGGACUAUUUUUAAUCUGUACAGACUUCCUUCUUUUCACUCUGUCAAUUAGGUUAGUAUUGUGGAGUAACUACAAUGUUGUUAAUCCAUCUUCAGUUUUCUCCUAUCACAGCUAUUAAACUCUGUAACUGUUUUAAAGUCACCAUUGGCCUCAUGCUGAAAUCCCUGAGCGGUUUCCUUCCUCUCCGGCAACUGAGUUAGGAAAGACGCCUGUACCUUUGUAGUGACUGGGAGUAUUGAUACACCAACCAAAGUGUAAUUAAUAACUUCACCAUGCUCAAAGAGAUAUUCAAUGUCUGCUUUUUUAAUAUUUUUACCCAUCUACCAAUAGGUGCCCUUCUUUGCUAGGCAUUGGAGAACCUCCCUGGUCUUUGUGAUUGAAUCUGUGUUUGAAAUUCACUGCUCGACUGAAGGACCUUACAGACAAUUGUAUGUGUGGGGUACAGAGAUCAGGUAGUCAUUAAAAAAUCAUGCUAAACACUAUUACUGCACACAGAGUUUGUCCAUGCAACUUAUUAUGUGACUUUUUUUUCUCCUGAACUUAUUUAGGCUUGCCAUAACAAAGGGGUUGAAUACUUAUUGACUCAAGACAUUUCAGUUUUUAAUUUUUAAUUAAUUUGUAAAAUUCCACUUUGACAUAAUGGGGUAUUGUGUGUAGGCCAGUGACACAAAAUCGAAAUUUAAUUAAUUUUAAAUUCAGGCUGUAACACAACAAAAUGUGGGGAAAGUCAAGGGGUGUGAAUACUUUCUGAAGGCACUGUACACCACAUUUGUUGUACAUAUAUUCCGUUUCUAAAGCGGUGCCUUUUCUCAAGAAAUGAACCAAGCUUUAACUUCCUGUAUUGGUAACUACACUGUCCAGUUUGGGAACCUAUUACUUCACAAUGCUCCUAUUUCCAGGCCUCAGGCAGAAGAGAGGGGUCCAGACCCUCCCAGAAUGGCCAAACCCCCCCUCCCUCAGUCAAGUAGUGUCAGCAGGAGCAGCUCGUCGGUGGGCAGAGCCCCGCUGAACAACAACAGGUCUGCAGUGCACCUAGCCUUCCUCCAUCCUUCAUACAGCACAGCUCCAGACACACAUCAUGAGUCAUAUCGACUACGCAUCAACUGAUUCUUCAAUUAUCACACUGUGGUUCAGUGGUUAGUUAAGCAAUGAGGCCCGAGAUGGUGUGGUAUACGACGCAACGCGGAGUGCCUGGAUACAGCCCUUAGCCAUGGUAUAUUGGCCAUAUACCACAAACCCCCGAGGUGCCUUAUUGCUAUUAUAAACUGGUUACCAACGUAAUUAGAAAAAAGUAAAAAAUACAUACAUAUACCUGUGAUAUACAGUCUGAUAUACCACGGCUUUCAGCCAAUCAGCAUUCAUGGCUCGAACCACCCAGUUUAUAAGGAAGUACACUCAAACAGGAAUAAAUAUUUAUUUACUAUUUACUGACUUUAUUUUCCCUGUGGGAAAAUGUUGUUGCAGUGUCAUGUACACGUUUAAAGUGCCAUUUUAAAUACAAAACAAAUUGACAAUACAACUUUAAUAACAAUUACAUACCAAUAAAAAAAGAGACUAGCCUGCUGGCCUUACUGGGUCAAUAGGAACAUUAGCCAGAGAUAUUUAGGAGGGAUAUCACACCUGGCACAAAUGAUUGUCUAGUUCUGUUUUUCCUACCAAGGGGUGCCCUAUACCUGCACCCAGAGGGGAGUAGUUCAAAGUCCGGGUACAUGUUGGUGGCUUGGGUCUAAAAUGAUUUGUUCAAAGUCCGUGUACAGGGGGUGGCUUGGGUCUAAAAUGAUUUGUUCAAAGUCCGUGUACAGGGGGUGGCUUGGGUCUAAAAUGAUUUGUUCAAAGUCCAGGUACAGGGGGUGGCUUGGGUCUAAAAUGAUUUUGUGAGCCUUACAGAGGGCCCUGAUCUUAAAGAUCUCAUCCAGACCUGUCUGUUUGACUCCAAGUACCUUGCUUGCUGUGGUGAAAAUCCUUCUCAGCAUUUUUCUCUGGCUGACAGUGGCAUUUCCAAACCAACAAACAAUACAAAACGUUAAAAUACCCUCAAAUGGGGUGGCGGAGUGGAAUUGCGGUUGUUUAGUUAGUGGGAGCUAAUUGAGCUGGGGUGAAUCACUGCCACAGAUCACAGCUUUGUAGGACCUUUACUUGUUGUAGAAAGGAGAAACUCUGCAUCUCAAGAUGUGUACUGUUUUAUAAUUACCCUUCCAGUCUUCCAUCUGUGUUUUGUUUGAUUUGUUGGUUGUUGCACAUACAGGAUUUGGCUAAAUCUUUGUGCUCGCUUAUUGAGUUUAACACUAAGAAGCAAUAUGCAAGUGAAUAUAGCAACUCAUUCAACUGUAAUUUCCAUUUGUGUUGCAGAUAUGUGCCUGAUGCAAGAAAUGAGGUAAGGGUAUGUCAUGGUGUACACGUGGUGACAUCACCAUGAUGGUGGGAGUUGCUGAUAAGGAUUUUCAAACUGUGCCUUUUUAUCGUAACUGAGAAAAGGCGGUAGUUCCCCCUCAUAACAUGUUUAAUCUUAUGUCAUCAACAGGUACAAGAUGAUGGUAAGACAUUUUCUAAAACCUUUUUCUACUUGUUAAGGGAACUUUACAUUGUACUUAAUCUUCAUCCUGUUUUAAAUUGAAGGACUAUGCAGUCAUAGUGAUUGCAUUAGUCUAUCUCUCUUCCAGUGCCCAUGCCCAAACCAUACAACUCCAACACAUUUCCUAGACCAGGGCACCCUAGACCAGCGCUCCCCGGACUAUCUUUACAUUCAGACAAGUAAGAUCAGUUUUGUCAUGUCAAAGUUAGAAAUGAAAAUGCUACUAGGCUAACAUGGAGGACAGAACGUUGCAGAGGUGCUGGAAUCAUUAAAAGGUAUACACAUUUGAAUGGUAAUCUGCAAACUGUUGUUCCAUCUCUCUCCAGCUUUCCUCCUAAUAUCGCUUCAACUGCAUCUCUACCUUCAAAACUGCAGGCACUGCAGGAAUGUGAGUGCUGUGUUUUCACUUCAGUGCCCAUCAUUAAACACUACCCUGUUAAAAGAUACUGUACAGAGUGUAAAUAUAACAACUUCUCCUUUUGAUAACUGGUAUGAUUCUCCUUUCUUUCUUUCUUUCUUUCUUUCUUUCUUUCUUUCUUUCUUUCUUUCUUUCUUUCUUUCUUUCUUUCUUUCUGUCUUUAUUUCUUUCUUUCUUUCUAAGCCAUCUCACCCAGGAACAGUACUAGGAUAGUGCCAGACAGACACAUUAUGCUCGCUCCGCCUCCUGCGCAAGCUUCUAUCCCCCCACCUGCAGACCUAGAGGAUGAACAGGUGAUCCCCCACCACACAGACAGUCAGACAGACAGACAGACAGACAGAUUCUCGAAUACUUACAGUAUGUUGGACCUGGUCUAGUGACUUGCAAAGCUCAGUAGGUGGCGCCAUUGCAUUGUUAUUCUAAGGGAGUAUUGUACAUUCAGGCUGCCAACCCCUAGUCUCAACAGCUGUGUUGAGCAGAGCCCUUUGACUCUAAGACUAGUCAGCUCUUCUUGAAUAGAUCAAAUAUUUCACUAGGUCCUCAUACAAUACUGUAUGUGCAAAUAAUAGUCAUUUGGAGCAUUUAACAACUCACUUCUAUUGAACAAUGUGGAAACAUGGAUUUUUGUUAAUGUGGUUUUUUGUCUGAAGCCUAUCACAGAAAUUAGUAACAGGUCACAAAGUCACAAUCCCAUAUGAUUGAUGUGUGAUUGUGUUCCUGUGUGAAUAUGUAGGACCUGAACCAUCAGUGGUACGUUGGGCAGGUGACACGGGGCCAAGCAGAGGGCUGUCUCAGACAGGUCAACAAGGUGAGACGUCUUCUGCUGCCAACAUCACUCACACACCUGGUUGACUGUAACAACGGGCAAACUGUCAUUCACACACUGUACUCACAGAUUCAUCGUGACAAUGUUUUUUGAAGGGACAAUGCAAUAUCACGUAUAGUCCAAUGUCCAAAAUGACAAUAUACUGUAUAUAUAUAUUUAGAAAUGUGUAUAGUUCACCAGUACUCUUUGGUGAUAGAAUACAACACACACACACCACUAUAAUGUGCAAUGUUUUUCUGUUUCAUUUGCUGUUUAGGAUGGUGCAUUUCUGGUACGGGACAGUUCGAAGCGCUCGUCCGUCCAACCCUACACGCUCAUGGUGCUCUACCAGGACAAGGUUUACAACAUACAGAUCCGCUGUGAACAGAAUGAGUUUCUGCUGGGGACUGGACUGAAGGUCUCAGAGGUGACAAGAUCAGCCUCAUUUAUCCUGCCUAUGGCCAAGAGGUCACCUGGUCAGAAAUGAACUCAUAUCCCUAAUUAUGACCAGUCAGAGUAAUAUGUGUAAUUUUAAAUCAUAUUAUCAAUCACUCUGAGGACGGAGUAGUGAGCUUUGUGAACUGGAUCCAUUAAUCUGUAAUCUGAAAGUUUGUUGUAUAGUAAUUUUUACCAAAACAUCAACUACGAGAUUUGAUUAGAUGUACAGACAACCAUCUUUAUAUUUAUGUUUCAGCUUCUGUUAUGACACGGCUCAAUGAACCCCUGCUAAUGUAUCGGCUCAUGUUUUAUGUUCCAGACCUUUCCGAUGGUGGCAGACAUCAUCGCCCAUUACAGACAGUCACCACUUCUGCUGAUUGAUGCUAAGAACCGGGGAUCAGGACAGCAGAGCCAGUGUCCCCUGAUCUACCCAGCAGGUAGAGCACUAGCACGUCACUAUCCAUCUUUUUAACAGACAGCUGAGGGAGGGAGAACAAUAACAUGAAUCAAUAUUCAAGAUUCACAGUGGUUUUAAUGGACUGCCACUAACAUUAUGGGGGAAGGAGUUAUGCAACCUUUGAAUUCCAGUUCACAGUCUUUACAUGUAAGGUCAUUUCAUGUAAAGACAAGUGACUCUUGGAUGGAGAUGGUAGGUGCAGUAGCACUCUGUCAACUGUUCACUGUAUGGACCUCAGAAAGAAAAGGCCAUGUACAAUACAAUAAUAUUUGUAGUUUUUGUCUCAGUGUGUAUUUUUAUUUCAGUAUGGAAAGCACAGAAGCUAAAAAUGUCCAUGUGAGUAGUUCUGUAAAUGCUUGUGUUUGUUUGUUAUUUCCCUGUUACAUGCAACGGAAAGGUCUAGAUAGCUGCUAGCUCUGCUAUGAAUCAGAAGCAGCAUACAUUAUCCAAGUAAGGAGAUAGUGGUGUAGACAGUCAGUCACAACUGCUGAGCUUUCAUAAUAUCCUUUUUUUUGUUUUGUUUUUUGCAUUGUUUAAUGGUUAAAUGAAAACUAUAUUCUUCAAUCUCUGACACUGUAUGUUCUAUAAUGUAGC